GCAUAAAAAGCGCAAAGAAGAUCUUUUCAAACAUCUUCGCUUGCAACAUCAAACAAGUGACGCAACAUUUGGAAAUACUAAACUUUUCUCUGCAAAAGAGUUGGAGAAAGCCACCAACAACUUCAAUGAAAACCGCAUUUGUGGACGAGGAGGUGAAGGGGUUGUGUACAAAGGUAUGUUAUCCGAUGGCACAAUUGUGGCAAUAAAGAAAUUAAAUAAGGUUAAUGAAAAUCAAGUUGAGCAAUUCAUAAACGAGAUUGUGAUAUUAUCACAAAUCAAUCAUAGGAAUGUGGUGAGAUUGUUUGGAUGUUGUCUGGCCACAGAGAGUCCUCAACUUGUUUAUGAGUUUUUACCAAAUGGAACCUUAUUUGAUUUCAUUCAUGAGCCAAAAAUCGAAUUUCCACCUACAUGGAGCAUGCGUAUGAAAAUAGCUACAGAUGUAGCAGGGGCAUUGGCAUACAUACACUCUUCAUCUUCAAUACCCAUAUAUCAUAGAGACAUCAAGUCCGAUAAUAUCCUUUUAGAUGAAAAGUAUGUUGUCAAAGUAGUAGAUUUUGGACUUUCCAAACUUGUCCAAGUAGAUCAGACGCAUUUAACCACAAUGGUUAAAGGGACAUGGGGAUAUAUAGCUCCAGAAUAUGCCAUUACUGGUCGUUAUACGGAAAAGAGCGAUGUCUACAGCUUUGGAGUAGUUCUUCUUGAACUUCUAACCGGAAAACGAACAAUUUGUAAUGAAAGAGAUGAAAGACACCUAGUUCCACAUUUUCUAGUGCACAUGGAAGCCGACAACCUUGACGCCAUUUUAGAUGCUCAUGUUUAUGUGGAAGCUGCAAAGGAAGAGGUGCUUGCAUUUGGAAGAAUUGCAAGAAGAUGUGUGAAUGCUGGACAGAAAUUUAGGCCAACCAUGAAGGAAGUAGCCUCAGAAUUGGAAAGGUUGAAGAUAUCUGUCACGAAUGCCGUGGUCUGUUCCGAUGGUGAGGAUGAAUUGAGUUGUUCCGAUGGUGAUGGUGAAGAUGAGGUAGUUGAGCUAAAUAACCGACACCGAAUAAUCGAACCAAUUCAAAUCGAAAUUUCGAGGGAUGAUUCAAGUUUUGGUGUUUUUCGGUUUCUUGAACUUGAUGGGAAUGAGGGGAAUUCUGACUGAACAUUUCCUUACAGAUGAAUUGAGUUAGUCACGUGUGGAAUUUAUUUUGCCAACAAGUGGAGGGUACACGUGGGUGGCUCAAGAAACCCACAAUUUUUAUCUAUUUAAAUAUUUUAAUUUCAUGCUUAAUUAGUGUUUGAGUUAAGUCGGUUGACCUAUAAUUAAAAAAGUUCGCAAUUUUCUCCUAUAAAAUCCGUGAAAAUUUCAAAUCCGUGUAAUUCAGGACAAAUCCAAGAUACAAUUUUUUUUUCGCUUAUAAGACACUAGUAAUGAUUUUAGGGUUUAAUUAAUUAGGGUUUCUGCAUUGAUGGCCCUACUAGUCAAAAUUAAUUUCACAAGAAAAUGGACAAUGAUUGCUUUUGCAUAUCAAUAACAAAAAUGAGAGAAAAAUGAAAUUAGCCUAAUCUGUUCAAGACUGCAUAGGUAUGAAUGUGGGGUUAUAGUUGAAUUUAUGAGCUGUAAAAAUGGGCCAAAAUGGGCCAAUUUUGGCCUAUUUUGACAACUCUAGUAGAGCUGUCAAAAUUUUUACAGCUCUUAUUAUGACUUGUUUUCAAUUCAUUGACAUUAAUUACUAUCUAAAGUCAAUAGAUGAAUUUUUAUUACUAGACUAACACAUCCCCAAAGGGACACCAAGCGGUGCGACGUUCUGUAUGUGAACAGUGAGGUCCCGGAUUCAAACCCCACUGCUUCCCCUCCCCAACUCCCCCAAGUCAAAAAAAAAUUUACUAGACUAACACAAAUUUAAUUUAAGUCUUGAUAAAUUGUAAUAUACCAUUUCAGAGUUUUGAAUAUUUAUGAUCAUUUGGUACCACUCAAAUUAUUUACCUUAAUUGUGCUUGUUGGUAUACAAAUUGAAUAUUUAUGAUCAUUUGGUACCACUCAAAGUAUUUACCUUAUUUGUGCUUGUUGGUAUACAAAUUAUUUAAGAUAUGUAAUGUGUGAAAUUUAACAUAGUAAUCAUCAUAUUUUAAAAUGUAACUGGUACCAAACUAUUCAAGAAUUUGAUGUUAACUUUUACCAUAUUCAUGAUAAAAGUAAUUACAAAAUUCUUCACGCCAUGUGCCAGUAACAAUAGGGGUUGUAGGAGAAAGUUACAGUAACGGUAACAAUAGCCAGUUACCUGUGGUGAAAAUUUUAGGUAGCUAGGUGAACUGAAGCUCUUACUAUUUUGGUAUGAUAAAGAUUACCUUACUUUUAAAUUUUAAUCACUUCAAUAGAUAUUUAAGAUUUUGGCUUCACGCCAUGUCCUAUUGUUACUGUUAAGUGUUAAAUAUCUAAUUAAUAUUUAAAUGUCCUCUUCGGCAUUUCUACAAACACUUGAUGGGCGUCCCCUUAAUUUUGGUUAUUUGGCUUAGUAAAUUCAACAAGCACUUCUUCUGCAAGUCUGCAACUAUAGCUCCACUCGUAUUGGAUAUCAAACCAAUUAAUUUAGGAAUUUUUCAAAUCUAUCAAAACAUAUAAAGUGAUUGAUCCAUACCCAACUUAGUUUGAAAAUUCCCACCAUUGAUUAAUAGCAAUCCAUGUGCGAAUAUUGAAUGCAAUUUCAGCUCCCAACUUUGAAAAAAAAAAAAAAAAUUGGCCAUUGCGAAUUUCAUGGCAACUUUUACUAUAAUGAUGAUAAAGCCCUGCCCCUUUCCCUUUGUAAUUCCAAUCCUUGCAAAUCUCGAAAACAACAAAGCUAAUUCUUCAAAUACUAUUUGACGCAAUACUCUAAGAAUGCAGAGGUAUGGGCAGUGGCGGAGCCAGGAAUUAAUUUGGGAGGGGGCUGAACUUACACGGGGGUUCGGGGGCGGUAGCCGCCGAGAAUUUAUUUUUGGACAUUCCGAAUAUUUAAAGCAUUAUUUUAUUAAAAGACAAGGAUAAUAGCAAUAAUAAAGAACAACAUUUUCAUAGAUUAUAUAAUUUAAAUAUAUAACAAAUUAGUUUCAAUACAUUACAAUUUUUUUGGGGACAUUCUGUAUUUUUAAAGCAUUUUUUAUUAAAAGACGAGCAUAAUAGUAAUUAUAAAGAACUACAUUUUCAUAUACUAUAUAGUUUUAAUAUACUACAAAUUAAUUUCAAUACAUUACAAACUUUUUUUUUUUGUCAUUUCGUACAUUUUAGGCAUUUUUUAUUAAUAGACAAGCAUAAUAACAAUAAUAACGAAUAAUAUUUUCAUAAAUUAUAUAUUUUCAAUAAAUUACAAGGUAGAAUCAAUAAUAAUAAAAGACAAGCAUAGUAAUAAUAGCAAACUAAUUUUUUUUGGGCAUUCCAUCCAUUUUAGGCAUUUUCUAUUAAAAGACAAGCAUAAUAGUGAUAAUAAUGUAUAACAUUUUUAUAGAUUAUAUAGUUUUAAAUAACACAAUUAUCCUUAAAUUAAUUAUAAAUGGAAGAAUAUAACAAGCUAAUCAACUUUUGUAAAACAAAUUUCUUUUAUAAUAUAAACAUAUAUCUAUAUAUUAAAAAAAAACUCAAAAUUAGUAGGGGGCUUCAGCCCCCCCUAGCCCCCCUGGCUACGCCCCUGGGCAUGGGGUGUUAGUUGCACGAAGCUAUCACAUUUACCCAACUUCUGCAACGUAGUAAUUCAUGCUUAAUUUUCAAUAAUUCAAUGCCCAUAACUAUUUGCCUACAUUUUUUUAGGAAAUUUCUUCUUAAGGAAACUGACUUGUUUUCAAUUCAUGGACAUUUUUAAGUAUCUAAAGUGAAUAGCUGAAUUUUUAUUUCUAAAUCAAGACAGGUUGAAUUUUGUUAAAUGUGUGAGUGCAAAAGUGUAGAGAGCAUGAAAGGAGAGUGAGCUACUGCCGUUUAUUUCUUGGAAGAAAAGUUACUUACAAAACAACACUCUGAGGCUAUUUAUAGAUGAUAGCACAGAGGU
Molecule: messenger RNA, 3998 nt
Organism: Salvia miltiorrhiza (redroot sage)
Lineage: Eukaryota; Viridiplantae; Streptophyta; Magnoliopsida; Lamiales; Lamiaceae
Product: wall-associated receptor kinase-like 1
Exons: 1
Coding region: 176-1144 (322 amino acids)
Biological process (GO): cell surface receptor signaling pathway; protein phosphorylation
Cellular component (GO): plasma membrane
Molecular function (GO): ATP binding; protein serine/threonine kinase activity
Source: RefSeq, a predicted model, not a curated record